AUGGGGGUGGCCAAAGUCAUCCGGCGCUUCAGCGGGGCUGGUGGGACAGGAGAACUCCAAGAAGACGAGCCGGUGGAAUCCCCCAAAAGCUGCCACAAUGGCCAGCUUGUCACCAUCCAGCCACGCAGCCGUUUUGUGAGGAAGGACGGCCGCUGCAAUGUGCAGUUUGUCAACAUGAGUGAAAAGGGUCAGCGGUAUCUCACUGAUAUCUUCACCACAUGUGUGGAUAUCCGCUGGCGCUGGAUGUUUCUUAUCUUCUGCCUUUCUUUUGUGCUCUCCUGGCUUCUCUUUGGCUUCACCUUCUGGCUCAUUGCUGCCUUUCAUGGAGACCUUGCACCUGAGCACCCACCCAACUCAAGGCCUUGCUUCUCCGAGAUCACCAGUUUCAUGGCCGCCUUCCUCUUCUCCUUGGAGACACAGACGUCCAUUGGAUAUGGCUUCCGUAGCGUGACAGAGGAAUGCCCAUCCGCUGUCCUGGCUGUGGUGUUGCAGUGCAUUCUGGGAUGCAUCAUUGAUGCCUUCAUCAUUGGUGCAAUUAUGGCUAAGAUAGCCAAGCCAAAGAAACGCAACGAGACCCUUGUUUUUAGCGACACUGCUGUGGUGGCCAUGCGUGACGGAAAGCUCUGCCUUAUGUGGCGUGUGGCUAACCUGCGGAAGAGCCACCUGGUAGAGGCCCAUGUCCGUGCACAGCUGCUGCAGCCUCGUGUGACCCCUGAAGGCGAGUACAUUCCCCUGGACCACAGUGACGUUAAUGUGGGCUUUGACAGUGGCACUGACCGCAUUUUUCUGGUGUCCCCUGUGACAAUUGUGCAUGUGAUUGAUGCUGAAAGCCCUCUGUAUGAGUAUGGUCCUGUGGAGCUGGCAAAAGCUGACUUUGAACUGGUGGUCAUUUUGGAAGGUAUGGUAGAAGCUACAGCAAUGACCACUCAAUGCCGUAGUUCCUAUCUGCCGAGUGAACUGCGCUGGGGGCACCGCUUUGAACCUGUACUCUUUGAACGGCGUGGUCACUAUGAGGUUGAUUACCAGCACUUCCAUCGUACAUAUGAGGUGCCUGGGACCCCAGCAUGCAGUUCCAAGGAGCUAAGCCAUAAAUACAGGGCCUCACCUGUUGGAACCACUGCUGCUCGUUCUUCCUUCUGCUAUGAGAAUGAAGUGGCACUUACCACCUGCCAUGAGGAAGAAGAGGAAGAAGAAAGGCAGGAAAACCAGCGGGUGAGUGUGGAGAAUGAAACAGCCUCUGCCACGUGACGUGAUCCAUGUCCCUGAAAUGAGGAGAGCUGAGGAAAGGUGGGUUAGCACCAUCACCAGACUUCACAUAGUUGGGCUGUUGAAAUAAUUGGCCAAAGGAUCAUCUUUGCAUACUCUGACUGUCUGUCCCUCAAAGGAAAAGGUCUCAGCCUGGCCAUUACCAGAAGGAAUACCAUGGAAAAAACGGAAGGCUUC
This is a messenger RNA of Candoia aspera, 1443 nucleotides long. RefSeq names its product potassium inwardly rectifying channel subfamily J member 14 (gene KCNJ14). Gene Ontology annotation, cellular component: plasma membrane. Bases 1 to 1248 code for a protein of 415 amino acids. Lineage: Eukaryota; Metazoa; Chordata; Lepidosauria; Squamata; Candoiidae. The record is from RefSeq and is a predicted model, not a curated record. Gene Ontology annotation, biological process: regulation of monoatomic ion transmembrane transport; potassium ion import across plasma membrane. The transcript is spliced from 2 exons. Gene Ontology annotation, molecular function: inward rectifier potassium channel activity.